AUAAUUGGUUUUGGAGAUGUAGUCGCUGAUGAUUAUCAUCCGGAAAAAUCCACUAUUGAAAAAAACGGGCAAUUCUAUGUUUAUCCGAUCGAUAAAGCAGGAAACGAAAGAAGUGUAGAAAAAGUGAAAGAAUUUUUGCGAGCAAAAAGAACAAAAGAUGGCUACGAAAUUGAAAUUGGCAAGGAGUUUGGGCUAUACAAAACUGUUUGGAUAGAUAGCCGAUACAAUGCGGUUAUACACGGGACCAAACUAAUUAAAGAUGGCACCACGGCUCAUGCGGUAUUAGAACUUAAUAAGCAAGACGGAGGCAACCGGAAAUUUAUCCUCUGCGAGCAAAUGGAUUAUAUUGAAACCGUAACCAAAGAAAGAAUUAGAAAAGUUUGUGAAAUUGAUAAUAAAGAGCCAAAAAGUAUUGAUAAUUCCAAGCAAGAAUUUACAGAUUUACCAUUUAUCGACCAGCAAAAAUUUUUGAUUUCUCUGCUGGAUAAAAAUCUUUUGUAUGUUCCUUACUGCGAUAUGGAAGACAAGGAUUAUGGAAUAUCCGAUGAGGUUAAAAAGUUGAAUUAUGGAUUUUAUGAAAAUAAGGUUUUGGCAAAUGCUUCUCUCGGGAUGAUGAAAGAAGCGGCAAAGAAGGAACAUUUUUAUAGACUUCUCCAUGCCGGACCAUUUAAUUGGUGUAAAGUUAUAUAUCAUUGCCAAAUUUUAUUAGUGGACAACUUUACGACAAGUCUACCUAAUUCCCAAACUCAACAGAAGAAGACAACAACUACAAAUGAGUAUAAUAAUAGGUCGAUAAUGGGUGCUGGCAUUGCUGGGGCCGGUGUUGCGUUGGUUGCCGAGCAAGUUAGUCCUGGUUCAACUAAACGUUUUUUCGAAAGCAUCGGAUUUAGAAGUAAAGAAGUUGACCCAGAAUUAAUUCACAAAGCCGAGCAAGAAAUUACUGAUAUUUUGAAUCGAAAAUUUGUUAGUGAAAACGAGAAUGAAGAAGAGGAAAAGGAAUUCCGGGAACAACAAUUAGCCGAUUUAGAAAAGAUUAGAGACCAAUCUGAAUGA
Molecule: messenger RNA, 1053 nt
Organism: Racocetra persica
Lineage: Eukaryota; Fungi; Glomeromycota; Glomeromycetes; Diversisporales; Gigasporaceae
Source: the annotation of a GenBank genome assembly